This is a messenger RNA of Aedes aegypti (yellow fever mosquito), 3696 nucleotides long. RefSeq names its product ribosome biogenesis protein BMS1 homolog. Gene Ontology annotation, molecular function: GTPase activity; U3 snoRNA binding; GTP binding. Bases 131 to 3613 code for a protein of 1160 amino acids. Gene Ontology annotation, cellular component: nucleus; 90S preribosome. Lineage: Eukaryota; Metazoa; Arthropoda; Insecta; Diptera; Culicidae. Gene Ontology annotation, biological process: maturation of SSU-rRNA from tricistronic rRNA transcript (SSU-rRNA, 5.8S rRNA, LSU-rRNA); ribosome biogenesis; endonucleolytic cleavage of tricistronic rRNA transcript (SSU-rRNA, 5.8S rRNA, LSU-rRNA). The transcript is spliced from 4 exons. The record is from RefSeq and is a predicted model, not a curated record.
AGCUCAAUUUGUUUUGAAACUUCUCCAUUUCGCAUUACAUGUGCUGUUGGUUUUGCGAAUUUGUUCCGUGGAAAAAUCGUUGUUUUAGUUGAUAAUAUUGAUUUGCCUGGUUUAAAUACAAUUUUUCAGUAUGGCAGACGACGGUGGUUUUACUGAUAAGCAAAAGUCCCACAAGAAACGGCUUGCAGGUGUGAAAGCUGAUAAGAAGAAGGCUAAAAACAAACCGACGGAUAAAGGUAAAAAUGUGAAGGCUUUUGCCAUCACGAAGGCACGUAGUGCCGAAAAGCGCUUCCGCAGGAAAGAGGAUGUACUUACGAAGAAGCACCACAUCCCACUGGUAGACAAAACGCCGGAAGAACCUCCGCCGGUUUUGAUUGCAGUGGUUGGGCCACCCAAAGUGGGGAAAUCAACUUUGAUAAACAAUCUGAUCAAAAACUUUACCAGAACCAACGUAACAAACAUCAAUGGUCCGAUUACGAUAAUCACCUCGAAAAAGCGGAGGAUCACGCUGAUCGAAUGCAACAAUGAUAUUAACAGUAUGAUUGAUAUAGCAAAAUGUGCGGAUUUGGUUCUGCUGAUGGUGGAUGCCAGUUUUGGUUUCGAAAUGGAGAUAUUUGAAUUCCUGAACAUUUGCCAAGUGCACGGAAUGCCGAAGAUAAUGGGAAUUCUGACCCAUUUAGACACUAUAAAGACGGCCAAGGCAGUCAAGAUGCAGAAGAAGGUUCUCAAGCAUCGGUUUUGGACGGAGGUUUACGAUGGGGCGAAGCUUUUCUAUCUAUCCGGUUUAAUCCACGGAGAGUAUGUGAGAAAUGAAAUCAAGAACUUGGGAAGAUUCAUAUCCGUUAUGAAGUUUCGACCUCUUUCUUGGAGAGGAGCCCACAGUUACAUUCUGGCAGAUCGUAUGGAAGAUAUAACUAAUUCAGAGCAGAUUCGUCUGAACCCCAAAUGCGACCGGGACGUAGUUUUGUACGGUUACGUGCGAGGCGUCCCUCUAAAGAAGGAAAACAUGGUUCACGUAGCUGGCCUGGGUGACAUGAAAAUUGAAGAGCUGAAUGCCCUCCCGGAUCCAUGCCCUUUGCCAUCGACAGAGAAAAAGCGAAACCUUCUGGAAAAGGAACGUCUCCUAUAUGCCCCGAUGUCCGGCGUAGGAGGAAUCGUGUAUGACAAGGAUGCCGUCUACAUCGAACUGCAGGGAUCGCACAGUCACAAGAGAGCUGUGGAAAACACUGAACAACAGGAAUUAGUAAAAUCAGUUAUCGAGAAGAAGGAAACUCUGGAUGUGCAGAUUGAAAACCAAGAGUUCCGACUGUUCAGCGAUGGCGAUGUCAUCAAGUCGAGGGAGUUUCAGAUCGAUGAUGAUAAUUACAAUGAGGACAGCGAAAACGACGAAGAAAGCGAUCAAGAUUCUGGCGUUGAGGAGUCUGAUGAUGAAACAGGUGGCCCUUCACGCAUUGCACGAACUGGCUGGAAUCCAGAAGAUCAAUCGGAAGACGAAGACGAUGAUCACGAUGAGGAUGAUGAUGAGGACGACGAUGCGAAUGGUCUUUCAGAUGGGUACGGAACCAAAAAGUCAAGUGGAUUUCUUUCUUCUGAUGAAGAAGAUGGAAACAAUGAACGGGUGUCAAAUUCAAUGGCGUGGAAAGCAGGACUGGCAUCUAAGGCUAGAAACGAUUAUUUGGAGCGCCAAGCGACCAGCAAGAACCUCAUGAAAAUUGUGUAUGGAGUAUUCAGUAAGUUCAAGAAGGAUCGAGAACAAGAAGAAUUAGAAGAGGACGCUGAAAAUCAGGACGAUGAUUUGCUUGGAGGGCUGUUCAAGAGCGUAGCCCAAAAGCAAGCAGAGAUCUUGAAGAAGAAAACUGUUCAAGAUGUCGAUGAGGGUUGUUUUUUCGAGGAAUAUGCUGAUGGAGUGAGGGAUUGGACAGAGGACGAGAACAAGAAGUUGAUAAGGAACUGCUUUGUGACUGGAAAAUGGAAAGCUUCUGAGGAUGCUGAAGAGCUUCUAAAGUUGGAUGACAUGAGCGAUGGAGAUAGUGAAGUGUAUGGAGAUUUCGAAGAUUUGGAAACUGGCGAAAAACAUGCUGGUAAAUCUGACAAUGGUGGGCAAAACAAAGCAGAUGAAAAUACAGAUUCGAAGGAAGGUGAGAAUACACUCAAAAGAAAGUUGUCGAGAAUUGAGGAAAAGAACAUGUCUAGGACUGAACUGAUGGCUAAAAAGAUGAAGUUAAAGGCAAAGUUUGAUGCUGAGUACGAUAACCCCGAGAAAGAUGAUCAACAUAUAGAAGGAGAUCAUCAAUACUAUGAAAAACUGAAGGCUGAUGCCUUGCGACAAUCCGAGUUGAACAAGAAGGAAUUUUCCAAUCUUGACGAUGAAGUUCGACUGAACAUUGAAGGAUAUCGAGCAGGUCUUUUUGUAAGGCUAAACUUCAAAAAUGUGCCAAGUGAAUUUGUGGAUCAUUUCGAUGCUCAAUAUCCCGUGUUGAUAGGAGGGCUCAACAUGGCAGAGGAAAAUGUAGGCUACGUAACAUGCAAGGUGAAAAAGCAUCGAUGGUAUAAGAAAAUUCUUAAAGCGGGCGAUCCACUGAUCAUUUCUCUCGGCUGGCGACGCUUUCAGACUGUUCCAAUAUUUGCAAAGGUCGAAGACGAUUUGAAGCAUCGCUAUUUAAAAUACACGCCAAAUCAUGUAACAUGCAGUGUAACCUUUUGGGGACCAAUCACUCCGCAAAAUACGGGUAUUCUAGCGAUUCAAUCGAUUGCCUAUGAUCAACAAGAAACUAAACGACUUGGGUUCCGAGUAGCCGCAACUGGAGCCGUCAGCGAAAGUGACAAAUCUGCCCAGAUCAUGAAAAAACUCAAACUCAUCGGUACGCCGUACAAAAUUUACCAGAAAACAGCUUUCAUCCAGGGAAUGUUUAAUUCAACCCUUGAAGUAGCAAAAUUCGAAGGUGCAAAAAUAAAAACAGUAUCCGGAAUCCGAGGUCAAAUCAAGAAAGCUGUGCCCCCAGAGGGAAGCUUCCGUGCCACGUUCGAAGAUAGGAUCGUACUAAGCGAUAUAGUCUUCUGUCGCACGUGGUUCAAGGUGAACGUUCCGAAUUUCUAUGCGCCAGUCACAAAUCUGCUGCUUCCGCCAGAGAAGAAAAUAAAAUGGGUUGGCAUGAAGACGUUAUCCCAGUUGAAGCGCGAAAAUAACAUCCAAUUCGAAGCGAAAGAGGACAGCUCGUACAAGCCUAUCGAAAGGGAAGAUCUACAGUUCCGCCCGUUGGUGAUUCCUAAAAGCUUGCAAAAGGCGCUGCCCUACAAAGACAAACCUAAGCUUGGACCAAUCAAUCCUAAGAAACCGUUGGAUAGCGGACGCGUUGCAGUUGUCCACUCGCCCCAUGAGCAAAAGGUUAACAAAAUGAUGAAAAUGAUCAAAACUAACUUUGAAAAUAAAGAAGAGAAACGAAAACAACUCAAUAAACAGAAAUCGGAAAAAUACAAGAAGCAGAAAAUCGACAACGAUUUCCGGAAACUGCAACGUCAGAAGGAGCUGAAGAAGAAGGUGUUCAAAGCGAUCAGUAAGAUGGAAGCCAAACAUCAAAACAGUGCCGCUAAAGGAGGUGGCAAAAAUAAGUGAUUGGAUGUGUUUAAAUUUUAUUUUAUUGUUACUUUAAAUGCUCUUGCUGUAAAGUUAAAUAAAAAGCAAUUUAUCACAAUUUA